Molecule: messenger RNA, 2499 nt
Organism: Parnassius apollo (apollo)
Lineage: Eukaryota; Metazoa; Arthropoda; Insecta; Lepidoptera; Papilionidae
Source: the annotation of a GenBank genome assembly
AUGAAGAUUGUUGGGCGUAGUUUAUCACAUAAGCGCGUUACUUUUCAAUUAGUUAAAAGAUUCAAAAGUAGUCUUGGAUUAUGGAAUGAGGAUAUAACAACAAAAAUCAAGACAGAUAUAGAAAAGCAUUGGUCUAAGGAAGUACAAAGUAAACACAACUGUGAAGGUAAACCUUAUUAUGUACUACCAAUGUUCCCAUACCCUUCUGGAAAUUUACACAUGGGGCAUGUGCGAGUAUAUUCAAUAUCUGAUACAAUUGCAAGGUUCCAAAGAAUGAAUGGUAAUGAUGUUAUACACCCAAUUGGUUGGGAUGCUUUUGGUUUACCUGCUGAAAAUGCUGCCUUACAGCACAAUAUCCCUCCACAAGUAUGGACAAACACCAAUAUAAAUACAAUGAAAAAACAACUUUUAGAUUUAGGAUUUAACUUUGAUUGGGAAAAAGAAAUAAGUACAUGUGACCCAUGUUACUACAAAUGGACACAAUAUAUAUUUUUAAAGUUAUUUGAAAAAGGCUUGGCUUACCAAAGUAAGGCAAAGGUAAAUUGGGAUCCGAUAGACAAAACUGUAUUAGCAGAUGAACAAGUUGACGAAAAUGGUUGUUCUUGGAGAUCUGGGGCUAAAGUUCAAAAAAAGGUUCUUACCCAGUGGUUUAUAAAGACUACAAAAUAUGCAAAACAAUUGUAUGAUGGCCUCAAUAGCAAAAGCCUAGAAAACUGGAAAGACAUCAUAAAUCUACAAAAGCAUUGGAUUGGCGAAUGUAAUGGAAUAGCAGUUAAUUUUAAAAUAACAAAUGGUAAAAAAACGAAACCUAUUGAAAUUUGGACUUCUGAACCAUACAAACUAAUACAUGGACAGUUUUUAAUUAUGUGCAAAAACAAUGUUACUCUAGAAGAAUUUUUAGACGAUGAAACAACCAGCAUUAAGUGUAUUAAUCCAAUUACAAAUUCAGAAAUGCUUAUUUAUAUAACAGAUGAAUUUACCUACCCUGAGGGUCAAGAAAUAUAUCUGGCAUGCCCAUCUUUUAACAUUGAAGAUAGGAAAUUGUCUAACCAUUUGAAGAUCUCUUUUGACAAUGAAUAUCCAAAUAUAAAUAUUGACAUUGAAAAUCAGAAAGCAAUUAACUUAGCUUUAGGCGAAAAAAUUGGAGGACAUUUUGUUAGUUCUAAACUUAAGGAUUGGCUGAUAUCUAGACAACGUUAUUGGGGUACACCUAUACCAAUAAUUCAUUGCACUGAGUGCGGUGUAGUUCCAGUGCCAUAUGAAGAUCUUCCUGUUAAAUUGCCUGAAAGCCAUGAAUCUGGGCUUCAGACAUUAACAAAUUUGAGUAAUUGGAUAACAUGUAAAUGCCCAAAAUGUUUGGGUAUUGCGAAAAGAGAAACUGAUACAAUGGACACAUUUGUAGACUCUUCUUGGUACUUUUACCGUUUUUUGGAUCCUCAUAACAAAGAAAUGCCGUUCAGUUUAGACAACAUAAAAAAUUUUACUCCCGUUCACUGUUAUAUUGGCGGUAAGGAACAUGCAGUCCUUCACUUAUACUAUGCUCGUUUUAUGAGUUAUUUCCUGCAUUCACUUGGUUGGACAACUACACCAGAGCCCUUUAAAAAAUUAUUAGUUCAAGGUAUGGUUAUGGGGCAAAGUUAUAAGGUUAAAUCCUCAGGCAAAUACAUACGUGCUGAGGAUGUCGAAAAAACAGGAAAAGAUUAUACGGAGAAAUGUACAGGUGAAGCUGUUAUAGUUCAGUGGGAAAAAAUGAGCAAAUCUAAACACAAUGGCGAAAAUCCGGAGCGACUAUUGGCGACUUACGGAUGUGACGCAACGCGGUUGCUAAUGCUUGCUGAUGUACCUCCAGCUACUAGCAGACAUUGGUCUGAUGCAACUCUCCCAGGCGUGUUAAAUUGGCAACAUCGAUUAUGGAUUACAAUGCGUGACUUCAUUGAACAUAGAAAUAAUGCAGAUUUGACUAGGAAUAAAAAUGUAUCAAAUGCGGAUAUCCAAAAUUAUGAUACGAAAAUUUGGGGUUUAAGAAACUAUUUAAUAGCUACUACAACGUAUCAUUUUAAAUACUCUCAAAAACUUAGUGUGGGAAUUUCAAGACUUCAGAGCUUAACUAAUGUUUUAAGAAAUAAAAUACCGCCGGAAGUAAUAGCCUUCAGUAAAGAAUAUGAGCUUGCACUCGCAUCUUUAAUUAUAAUGCUGACACCAGUCACUCCACACUUUUGCUCAGAGUUGUGGGCAGGUUUUUUGUCAGCACCUCAUAGGUUAUGUGACACUUCCCCUAUAAUUGACUGGAAUAAGAGUGUGCUUGAGCAAAAAUGGCCAACAGUAGAUAAGCAUUAUGAGCUAUCGUUUAAGUGUAAAGUUGAUGGAGCGGACAGAUGCGACCUAAAAAUAAAAGCCGAAGAACUUACAAAAAUUGAUCACGAAAAAGCCUUGCAAAUGAUGCUCCAGCAAGAUUCUGUUUCCAAAAGAAUUACUAAAGAUAUUGAAAAUUGCUUGUAA